Lodderomyces orthopsilosis Co 90-125 is the source of this 2007-nucleotide messenger RNA. RefSeq lists its product as uncharacterized. Lineage: Eukaryota; Fungi; Ascomycota; Pichiomycetes; Serinales; Debaryomycetaceae. Gene Ontology annotation, cellular component: endosome. Gene Ontology annotation, biological process: retrograde transport, endosome to Golgi; protein targeting to vacuole. Bases 1 to 2007 code for a protein of 668 amino acids. The record is from RefSeq and is a predicted model, not a curated record. The transcript is spliced from 3 exons. Gene Ontology annotation, molecular function: phosphatidylinositol-3-phosphate binding.
AUGAGUGGCAGUAUAUUCAACACGGGGGAGGAGGAAGACCCAUGGUCAUCAGCAUCCGGAUGGAACGAUGCCGAUAAGCCAAUUGUCAAAAGUCCGAUUCCAUCACUAUCACCCACCCCCUAUCAAUCAACAUACCUUACAUCUUCAGAACUACUCAAUCAAACAAGAGGAGAAGCCAAAUCACAACACCACCUACAACAAAAGCCAGCACUGUCAAUGUCUAUGACAAAUGUUCCCUCCAGUUACGAAACUCUUCGCUCAGAGCUAGUUAACAAGAUCUCGACAAUUAAUGAUUUUGAAUAUUAUGUAUUUGAUAAAUUAAUUGAAUUACAAUAUCUUACUAAUUAUCAAAAAACAAAGUUAUUAGACAUUGUUUAUGAUAAUAAUCUAGUUCCUGUUACAUUGGCCCAGAACUUUUAUCAAAUUUUAGGGUUAAUUGCAUUGGAGAUUGAUGUACCUGGGUCGGGGGAUUUUGUCACUUUACAAUUCAAAUUGAACAAUUUACCUGAGUUGCCACAACCAUUUCUCAAGUUAAUAAAAAGAGAAGAAGAUGAACAAGAUGCAAUUAAUGAUCCAUUAAUGGCAAACACAUCAAGAGCGAACGACGACGACGAGACUGAUGAUUGGAACCAACGAGGUAGAAUUGAUCCUGUACUAAGUGACCAUUCUGAUUCUCAACAUCAAAUCCUUGGGGGAGAUAGUGGUAAAGACGCAAGUGAGAUUAAUCCUCAAGAUGCUUCAUAUAUUGAAAAGUAUAUUGAAGAUAUCAGGGAUGAGUUUAAACCAUUGAUUCUUGAUGAUACACCAGUCAAGAUCAAGGAAGUGCCUGAAAAGGAGGGGCUCUUGUUCAAGCAUAUAAAUUAUAUAAUUACUCAUAACUUGGUAUUGGGAAAAGGAGGGCUGUCAGGACAUAAAAAAGUUAUCAGGAGGUAUUCUGACUUUGCAUGGUUGUUGGAGUAUUUGUUACAAAAGUAUCCAUUUAGAGUGAUUCCAGGGUUGCCACCAAAGAAAUUUACGGUAGGAGCUUCACCUGAUUCUCAAUUUUUACAACGGCGUCGUCGGGGAUUACAUAGAUUUUUGAAUCAGCUAGUCAAACAUCCUGUUUUCAGAGAAGAACCCAUUGUACAAUCAUUUCUUACUGUGCCAUCCGAUUUAGCUACCUGGAAAAAACAAGCCAAAAUUGAUUAUUCAAUUGAAUUUAAGGGACAAAAAAUUCAAACUGAUUUUAUAAAUACUAUAUGGCCAGCCAUAAGUGAAGAGUUUUUACGCAAUUGGGCACUGGCAGAACAAAACAUCCGGGGAUUGAUUGAAAAAUGGACCAAGUUGGUUAUACUUGUUGAAAGACAUGAACGUAGACAACAACAAAUGAGUUAUGAUAACCAGAAAUUUGUGGAAAUAUUGAACCAAUUUAAGAGGUUGGAUACUACGGUCUACCCACAAGAUCAACAGUCCUCCUCCCCUUCACCUUCUUGUACAAUGUUGCAAAAUAAUGAUAUUGAAACUAUCAAUGCUGGAUUAACUGCCAUCGGAGAUUCAUAUUCCAAAUCAUCACAAGUUAUAGUUGAUGAUAGUUACACCAUAAACACAAAGACUUUAGAAAAAUUGAAAAAUUACAUGGACUAUUUGUAUUCCCUAUUGGAAUUAUUCGAAAGAAGUAAAAACUUGUCAGGUAAUCAAAUUGAUGUAUUGAAUAAACGAAUUAAAGAAAAUGAACUCAAUUUUAAAAAAUUGACAGCUGGUUCUACAAAUGGCAAAGAAGUUGAAAUCAACAAAUUACGACAAUCGAUAAUUAAUGAUAAACAAGAGAUUUUCCAACAAUUGAAUCGAGAUUGGUUAAUUAAGCAAUGUUGUUUUAAAGAGUAUGUUAUGUUUCAAGAAACUCAAUAUUUGAUUAGUGAAAUUUGGGUUGAAUGGUGUAAAGAUAGACAUAAAUUACAAGAGAAAUUGACAGGAUUAUCGGAAAACUUGAGCACUGAAUUAACCAAUGAUAUGCCAUUAAACAGAUAA